CUCAGGGUGAAGCACUAGCUGAAUAACACAGAUGCAAUGAAUUCUAUGAAUUCAAAUGAUACUAUUGCUCAUCAUUCAUGAUUCUUGAGCUGAAACUGUUCAACUAGCUGACCAUGACUGUGUCUACCUUGUGUUUUGAUUUGGUAAUCAUUCUCUUUCUAGCCACCCAAUCCCACUGUAAAAACCUCUGUGAAAGUUCAUUUACCUGGAAAGAUGAACCGUGUCCAGCAGGAUCUCAUUAUCUUAAACACUCCACCUGUUGUUGGUGCAAAGACGAUUUUUAUACUGCCCAUCCAAAUAACCUAAAGUACUGUUUAAGAUGUAUUCAGUGUGAUAAUUUACAAGUAGAGGAGCAGCCCUGUAAUUCAACACAGAACAGAGUUUGUGCAUGUAAACCUGGUUUUUACAAACAAUAUCCUGACUUCUGUAUACCCUGUAAAAAUUGCCAAAACUGCACAGCAUGUUUAAACUGUGGAGAGAAAUGCAACCAACAACAAAGAAUUACAACCACAACAGCAGUUUGUGGAAAUGGUUAUUUUUUGAUUGGUGGAAAAUGCCAAAAAUGUGAAAAAUUUGACUGCAAGAACGAGGCUUGUAAAUCUUUUUGCACCACCAAUAACAGUGGAUCACAAGGUUUGUCAUCUCCCCAUUACCAGCUCUUGCUGGUGUCAUUGAUCAUUGUGGCUGUAUUGGGUGGUCUUCUCUGUCUUCUUAUUAUAUGGGUAUUACAUAGAAAAAGACAGCUUUUCUGCCAAGCAAAACAUUGGCAUGUUGGCACACAUCCAAACAUUCAGAUUCAACCAGCAGAUCACCCUAAUAACCAAAUCAACAUUCCCUCAACAAUGGUUAGAAAUGUCUCAUCCUGCAAUAAAACCACCAUCAAAGCUUGCUCGGGGAUUCCAGUGACCAACUACCCAUACAGCCUCUUUAGUGGAGAUUGGCAGAGCAUCAUGGCUCCUUCGAUUGCAAUUAGAGACCCAAAAUUGAUGCAGGUGCUGCAGAAGGAAUAUUGGCCAGCACCAGUACUCUACACAAUCAUCAGAGAAAUCCCUGUACAACGAUGGAAGGAGUUUCUGAGGCUUCUUUCUGUGACAGAUGAUCAGAUGGAGAGGAUAGAACUGGAGACAGGCCCGUCCUAUCUAGAAAAGCAGUACCGAAUGCUACGUCUGUGGAGCCAAAGCAGUGGAGCAGAGCUGGAGAAUAUCUACUCAACAUUACACUACAUGAACCUGUCAGGGUGUGCACAGGAACUGCAAGAGAAGCUAGAGCAACUGCAAGAGAGCAUGAAAACUGCCUUAUCUUGACUCCAUCUCCAUGUGUGAGAGCUACAGUUGAAUUUUGCAAUCAUAUACAGGGAACUCUGUAUUGCAGACACUUGUACUCUUGUUUAAUUGACAGGGACCUGUCAGUCAUAGUUAAAUAUAAAAAAAAUUGCAUAAUGUUAAACAAAGUCAUAUUGUAUAGUGCCAUGUUCUUGGUCACAGUCACAUUUAGUGACCACUAUACUGUACAAAUGUGAAUAUUUAAAGAGCAAUUCAACCUUUCAUAUUUUAAUCUAAAACAUGUUCUAAAUAUUUAUUGUGUCUACUAUGGACUUAUAAAGGUACUCUUUUGGUUUUCAGGAUAAACACGGUUGAUAGGAUAAACACAGGCACUAAAGAUUAUUUGUUCUCAGUCAUAUUUUACAUUAAGUAUUAUUUCAAACUCAUUUUGUCACA
Molecule: messenger RNA, 1718 nt
Organism: Myxocyprinus asiaticus (Chinese sucker)
Lineage: Eukaryota; Metazoa; Chordata; Actinopteri; Cypriniformes; Catostomidae
Product: tumor necrosis factor receptor superfamily member 1A-like
Exons: 10
Coding region: 114-1304 (396 amino acids)
Biological process (GO): inflammatory response; signal transduction
Cellular component (GO): mitochondrion; membrane raft; signaling receptor complex
Molecular function (GO): tumor necrosis factor receptor activity; tumor necrosis factor binding
Source: RefSeq, a predicted model, not a curated record